Messenger RNA from Gymnodraco acuticeps, 1217 nucleotides. It is a transcript of the gene gar1, whose product is annotated as GAR1 homolog, ribonucleoprotein. NCBI's taxonomy places the organism in Eukaryota, Metazoa, Chordata, Actinopteri, Perciformes, Bathydraconidae. The record is from RefSeq and is a predicted model, not a curated record. Gene Ontology annotation, biological process: snoRNA guided rRNA pseudouridine synthesis; ribosome biogenesis. The transcript is spliced from 7 exons. The coding region runs from base 29 to 715 and encodes 228 amino acids. Gene Ontology annotation, cellular component: box H/ACA snoRNP complex. Gene Ontology annotation, molecular function: box H/ACA snoRNA binding.
UAACCGUUCGCAUUUGAUUUGAAGAAAAAUGUCUUUCAGAGGAGGUGGUGGACGAGGAGGCAGAGGUGGUGGAGGAUUUAGCCGAGGUGGAGGAGGUGGAUAUGGAGGCGGAGGAGGAGGAGGCCGAGGAGGUGGAUUUCGAGGAGGAAGAGGAGGUGGAUUCGGACGUGGUGGUGGUGGCGGCGGCAGAGGUGGUUUUAAUGACUACGGACCUCCAGAAUAUGUUGUUGCUGUGGGAGAGUUUGUGCAUCCUUGUGAAGAUGACCUUGUGGUUAAGUGUACAACAGAGGAGAACAAAGUUCCCUACUUCAACGCCCCAGUUUACUUGGAAAACAAAGAGCAGAUCGGGAAGGUGGAUGAGAUAUUCGGCCAGCUCCGUGACUUUUAUUUUUCCGUCAAACUUUCUGACAACAUGAAGGCGACUUCCUUCAAGAAAAUGCAGAAGUUUUAUAUAGAUCCAAUGAAGCUCCUCCCGCUGCAGAGAUUCCUCCCCAGGCCGCCAGGAGAGAAGGGUCCGCCCAGAGGAGGCCGAGGGGGUAGAGGUGGAGGUCGUGGAGGUGGUUUCCGAGGUGGUCGUGGUGGAAGCUUCGGAGGUGGACGUGGCGGAAGCUUCGGAGGUGGACGUGGUGGAGGCUUUCGAGGCGACCGUGGUGGUGGAGGAGGCUUCAGGGGAAGAGGAGGCGGAGGAGGACGUGGAUUCAGAGGCUCAAGAUGAUCUGACAGUGAUGGUCUGGUGUCAUCCAUGUUUUGCGCUACACAAGCAAGAAGGCUGCGUCUAUGCCAGUGCGUUGGCUGUUGGACUCCGAAUAUGGACAUUGCCUCUGUUUGUAGAACUUGAAUGGAUUAUCCCUUUUUUCUUUGUUUCAUUUUUUACUAGUUUUGAAUAUGUGAUGGAUUCUUUUUUUUAAAGGUUCAUAUGUAUGCGUGUGUCAAAUGUAAUGAGGACCUUUAUAGCCUUCAUGGAGAGUUAAGGGGCUCCUUUAUGUACAGGCUUAUCAUUAUUCUGAUACUUUCCAAGUGUUGGGCAAUGAGAUGUUUGUACUUUGACAAAGACUUCAAGAGAUCCAAUCACAAACCUCAAUGUAUUAUUUCCUCCAAUGUGUGGGAAAUCUUAUAUGCUGUUGGUUGAAGACAUUUUAAUACCCAUAAUCUGUGUCAUCUUAAACAGAAUGUUGUCACAUUUUUGUUAAAGGCCUUCAUUAAAAAAAAAAACUUUG